CAAGCAGGAGCAAGCAAGUCCCCAAGUCUUUUCAGUUCUAGUGAAAAGUCCCAGCAGGUGUUCACCAAACCAGUGCCAGGGGCCGGGUGAGUUGCCUUGGCAUAGGAGAGUGGACCAGGGCCAGCACCCCAGCUGGACAGACUCCCGGCGGAGCUUCCCUCGCCAGCACACGGAGAAAAGGGUCUGGCUGGAGAAUCCGCGUCCCCUGUGCCACCUCUUGAAGGUGACGCCCCCAACAACAACAUCAACAAGUCCAAACUCUGAAGAAUAAAUCAUGGAGCUCAGAGAAAAGGAUGCAGCAGAGAACAAGGAAAACAACAGGGACUGGUCCUGCUCCCUCGUUGCCGUCUCUCUGGUGGGUGCCUUGGGCUCCUCCUUCCUCUAUGGGUACAACCUGUCYGUGGUGAACGCCCCGACCCCGUAUAUCAAGGCCUUUUACAAUGAAUCAUGGGAAAGAAGGCAUGGACAUCCAAUAGACCCGGAUACUCUGACUCUGCUCUGGUCUGUGACCGUGUCCAUAUUCGCCAUCGGUGGAUUGGUGGGGACACUAAUAGCGAAGAAGAUCGGAAAGUUUCUUGGGAGGAAGAACACCUUGCUGGUUAACAACGGGUUUGCCAUCUCUGCUGCCCUGCUGAUGGCCUUUGCCCUCCAGGCCGAAGCCUUUGAAAUGCUCAUAGUGGGACGCUUCAUCAUGGGCGUGGAUGGAGGCAUCUCCCUCAGUGUGCUCCCCAUGUACCUCAACGAGAUCUCACCCAAAGAGAUCCGCGGCUCUCUGGGGCAGGUGACCGCCAUCUUCAUCUGCAUUGGGGUGUUCGCUGGGCAGCUGCUGGGCCUGCCUGAGCUGCUGGGAAAGGAGAGCACCUGGCCGUACCUGUUUGGUGUGAUCAUGGUCCCCGCUUUCAUCCAGCUGGUGAGCCUGCCCUUCCUCCCCGAGAGCCCUCGCUACCUGCUCUUGGAGAAGCAUGACGAGGCCAGAGCCAUGAAAGCCUUCCAGACGUUUCUGGGCAAAGCGGACGUCUCCCAAGAGAUGCAGGAGGCCCUGGCUGAGAGCCACGUGCAGAGGAACGUCCACCUGCUGUCUGUCCUGGAGCUGCUGAGGGCCCCCUUCCUCCGCUGGCAGGUCAUCACCGUGGUUGUCACCAUGGCCUGCUACCAGCUCUGUGGCCUCAACGCCAUUUGGUUCUACACUAACAGCAUCUUUGGGAAAGCUGGGAUCCCUCAAGAAAAGACGCCCUACGUCACCCUGAGCACGGGCGGGGUCGAGACCUUGGCCUCCAUCUUCUCUGGCUUGGUCAUCGAGCGCCUGGGGAGGAGACCCCUCCUCAUUGGAGGCUUCGGGCUGAUGGCCCUCUUCUUCGGGGCGCUCACGGUCACCCUGGUGCUGCAGGACCAUGCCGCCUGGAUCCCUUACCUGAGCAUCGUGUGCAUCCUGGCCGUCAUCGCCUCCUUCUGCAGUGGCCCAGGCGGCAUCCCGUUCAUCUUGACUGGCGAGUUCUUCCAGCAAUCGCAGCGGCCAGCUGCCUUCAUCAUGGCGGGCACUGUCAACUGGCUCUCCAACUUCGCCGUCGGGCUGCUCUUCCCCUUCAUCCAGAGAAGUCUGGACACCUACUGUUUCCUAGUCUUUGCUGCAAUAUGUGUCAUAGGUGCCCUCUACUUCUAUUUUGUUCUGCCUGAGACUAAGAACAGAACCCAUGCAGAAAUCAGCCAGGAAUUUGCCAAGAGAAACAAGGCGAGUCCACCAGAGGAGGCAGGGGACCCGGCCGUGGCUGAGAAGGCAAACGGAGGGCCAGGACCGGACUCCUCCUCCACACUGGACCAUGGUGUCAAAGACAGAGCUGUCUAAGUGGACCCCCCCCCAUUUCAGGAAAACGUACACCUCCACAUCUGGAGGGCUGGCACCUGGCUGAAGCCGUGCACCUCCUACAUGACAAGAAUCAGCCUGUGAUCCUCCAGUGCGACACCCUGUCUUCACAGCUGAACCGCUCAGACUCUUGAAGUCAUCUCAUGGUUUGGAAGACCCAACCUUCUUCUCACAGCUUAGUGGCCUGCCUUCUUCCUGACUUAGCCCAGUAUCGGAAAUGGGGAAAAUGGUAUCAAAAUUCCAUCUCAAAAGAAAAACAUCCAGUCUGAUGAAGGACUCGUUGGAGCAGAAGUCACAGGCUGAGGUCCUACUCCCCGCUCCCUCAAGUAGCCUUGCCCUGCCCUCUGCCUGGAUCCUGGAGCUUGGUGAUCCUUGGCUUUGGUCCUGAAUGUAGUCUUUCAGCAUUCACGGCAACUCUUUGUGCCUCCUAACCAACGCCUGUCACCAACCUUUGGCUCUGCCUGUGGGCCUCAGACUUAGGAGCGCCUAACCCCAAGGCACCACCCUGAAGCAUCUGCCUCUCCCAGACUGUUUCCCUGGGCUCAAGACUGCCAGGUCUGAGGCUGUCUGAGGCUGGGAUUGUUACAGGGGCAUAAAGAAGGUCAACGUGAGGAAGGCCCGGAGAAGCAGCGGUAAGAAAGCACUUCCCAGUACCUGGGGCAGAGACUAACUCUGUUCAAUUAAAACACAGCAUUGAGAAUGAUUCUGAGCCUUGACCUCAGCUGAUGGGAAACAACACUGUGGCUGACAGAUGGCAUCCAGUUCAGGUGCAGGAGUGAGACAUCAGCUCCUGUGGCCGUGCUGGCCAAGUCUAAAGGGAUUCAUCUGAAGAUAUACUGAGCUGCCUUGAAAAACAGCCCGCCCACCAUCACUCCAGGUGCUCAACUAAGGCUGCGUGGAGACUCGGCUGCUGUUAAGGAAAUCUAAGUGACAGUUUUAGAAAGGUAUUUGGAGUAGACAUGCCUGUGUGCCCUUCCAACGUGCCAGGGUCGUGUAGCUGCAACAACCCACAGCUCAUCCUUGUCACACUGACCUUAUGAUUUGGCUGACUCCAUAUGCUCACCUCCAAAAUGAACCAAAGUGCAAAUGACAGAUUUCAUAAGUGACAGUGUUCUUGAAUUAGACCCAUAUGUUUGGAUUUAGAGUGUCACAGCAUGUCUGGGGCCAGAGAAGAAAGACUCUGGAUCUAGCAGCUCCACCAAGCCCUCCAUCUCCUCUGACAUUCACAACAAAGGAAGCGUCAGCCAAAACCUGAGUUCUGAUCGUUGUUCCCCAUUCUUGCACCUGGUCCUCUCCUUUGGCUGAUUGCUGACUGGCUGGAUAAUUUGGGCAGCAUUUGUCAACGUGGAGAGGAAGUGAAGUGUGGGUACAAAAAGCAUGUGAGACUAAACAGAGCCAAAUAAAGUGUCAACUAGGAAUCUUUACUUUAGCCUGUUGUCACUCCCUUGGAGACCUGGGACAGUCAAUAAAUAUCAUCAGUCACCUACCAUGCACCAGGCACUAGCUGGGCACUGAUGCUGCGUAUGCAAGGUAAUGCCCUGCCCACACCUGCACAUGCUCAUGUCUGACAAAGAAGGAGAAGAAUCAAAGGAUUGUUAGUAAGGUACCCUCAAGACUUGGGGAGAGGACAAUGAUAUAGGAACAUGUGACAGGAGUGGUUGGGGUGACAGAAAAUCAAAAAACCUUCCAAAAUAAGCAACCAAAAUAAAAGAAGGUGACAGAAGAGGAAAUUUUCUUACAGGAUGUUACAUUUGAAAAGAUAGUAGAGCCA
This is a messenger RNA of Urocitellus parryii (Arctic ground squirrel), 3632 nucleotides long. The record is from RefSeq and is a predicted model, not a curated record. Lineage: Eukaryota; Metazoa; Chordata; Mammalia; Rodentia; Sciuridae.